AUGAGGUCGGUUCUGAUCGUUCUUUUGUGUGCACUGUUUCUGGGGAUCCAAUGUGCAGUUAUAAUGAAAGUUAGCGAUGCUGGGAAUAUAGUUCGUCGCCUGAAACGAGCGGUUGUCAUCGCACCAGCACCACGGCCACCAACAGUAGUUGUCGCUCCACCACGACCACCAACAGUGGUUGUCGUACCACCACGAAAACCAACGGUAGUCGUCGUACCACCACGGCCGGGCUGA
Messenger RNA from Necator americanus (New World hookworm), 234 nucleotides. RefSeq lists its product as uncharacterized. The coding region runs from base 1 to 234 and encodes 77 amino acids. The record is from RefSeq and is a predicted model, not a curated record. Lineage: Eukaryota; Metazoa; Nematoda; Chromadorea; Rhabditida; Ancylostomatidae. The transcript has 2 exons.